Lactuca virosa is the source of this 300-nucleotide messenger RNA. The record is from the annotation of a GenBank genome assembly. NCBI's taxonomy places the organism in Eukaryota, Viridiplantae, Streptophyta, Magnoliopsida, Asterales, Asteraceae.
AUGUGGGUGAGAAACCCAAAUCAGAAAAGCUCAGCAAGCCAAUGGCUCAACGGUUCUCACCACCCUCCUCUGGCGCAAACACCGUUUGCUGCGCUGCGCUCAUCACGAGAAGCCGGGGAACUCUCUUGGGUGGACUUCACGCGCGAUGAUAGUCAGUCUGAAGUUUUCUACUAUCCGUGGUAUGCGCCAAUAAGACCACCAAAAGCCUGCCGAUCAAGCAGCGACGCUGCUCUUAGCUUUAAGCCGCCAUGGCACUCUUUUCAAUGGCAAGGACAGCGGGCGGUAUCUGCUUUUGACUGA